This is a messenger RNA of Styela clava, 5853 nucleotides long. Lineage: Eukaryota; Metazoa; Chordata; Ascidiacea; Stolidobranchia; Styelidae. The record is from RefSeq and is a predicted model, not a curated record.
AUGUAUUUAAUUUACAGUUUGUGUAAUACUAGUCUUGUCAUGGCGGACAAUGAAAGUCGGUUGAUUCCUUUGUUAUCAUUUGCAAUAUCUGGUAGCAAUGAAAAUCUACCGGGAAAUGGAGAUAUUGAUAUGUUGUCAAAAGCUUAUGAAACUUGUCAUGAACUUAUGGAACGAGAUUAUACCUGUGAAGUUUUGAAUAAUCCUGAUGGUCAUUUGUGUAGCACAUACCCUGAGAAAAUUAUCAUUCCAGUUAAAUCAUCAGAAAAGGUUGGAAAGUUAUCAGAAUAUGUACUGAAAGGACGUUUUGCAAGAACGAGGGGGAGGUUUGUUGUUCCUGUGCUUUUACUUGACGGAAAAUAUAUUUGCCGAUCUUCGACUCUUGCUAGGUCACCGGAAAUAUAUUGUAGGCAAAGUUAUGGAUAUUGGGUAAAAGGAGAAUCUAUGGACAUGGACACUGUUGAAAAAGGUGCAAAUGAGGAAAAGGCUGUUAUUGAAGAAAAUCAUUUUGACAAUGGCCUGUAUACCAAUGGUGUUAAUAAUGUCUCAGAAAGUCAUUCUAAUUCUCAAAUAAUUGAUGAUUCUCCUUCGGAAGAUGGUAAGAGCAAAGAAUGGCUUCUUGAUAAAAUGAGAAAUGCUGACAUUCAGCUUCUUCGUUAUCUCGACGUUGACACAAUUUUUGAUUUAAUGGUUGAGAAUAAGAAAGUUAAAUUUGGUAUGAAUGUAACUUCUUCUGAAAAAGUUGACCGCCAACGAAGAUACCUUCAUUUCAAUCUUUUAAGUGUGCCUUAUCCUGGUUGUGAGUUUUUCGUUGAAUACCGUAACCAUAAUUACUCCGGCGAAGGACUUAUGUUUGACUGGAAACAGGAUUUUGUGGAUGCAAACCUACAUAUGCCUGAUAACGUUCAAUAUUUAUCGAAUAUUAAUUGGCAAGAAUAUAUCAAUUGGGAUUUAGUUCAAUUAACUCAAAACUAUCUGAAACUGCAUCUGCAUUCUCUGAUAGGUGAUAACUCAACGGGUAUUUUGUUGCAUUGCAUUUCUGGAUGGGAUCGUACACCACUGUUUGUUUCUCUUGUGAGGCUUUCAUUGUGGGCAGAUGGCCUUGCCCACCAGUCUCUAAACGCUGAGGAAAUGGCAUACUUCACUGUAGCAUACGACUGGCUGCUUUUCGGUCAUCAAUUUACUAGCAGGAUUCCAAGUGGUGAAGAAAUUUUUUAUUUUUGUUUCGAUUUUUUAAAAUAUGUUUCCAGCGAGGAGUAUUCUAUGGUGACACAUUGCCAGAAGGUUACAGAAAGUCUGCCUGUAAUGAAUGGUAAUAAUCAUCCAACUACUAAUGGUAAUCACGAAAUGAAAAAUCAUAAUUGUUCAAACCAAACUAUACAAUCUCAAACCUUUCAAUCUGAACUUCCUUCAAUGACUAAUGGUAGUGCCGAACAUGAAGUUUCCACUGAGCAUCGUGACGCCACUGCAAUCAUGAAUAUCAAUGAUAGUUGCUGUUGGAUACCGGAAAAAGGGAAAGCUGUGAACUGGACCGCCAAUCGUUCACGAAAUAUAGAAAAUAAUGUUUCAGAUAUUGAAGGUAAUGGUACAGAUACCCAAACAGCUGUUCUGUAUGAUACUGAUGACUGGCGUAGUUGCAAUUCUAAUGGCCAUGAUGACCAAUUAUCAGCAACCUCAAUGCUCUCCUCAUUAUCAAUAAAUGAAUGUGUGAACGGAGAACACUGCGAAUUCGUUGUUACAGAAAAGGUGAACAAUGACACACAUUCUGCAACAAUGACAGUUAAAUGUGAAAACGUACGAAAAAAGAAAUUGGAAGCGGUAAGGGAUAUGGUUCUUAAAGCGUAUGAAGAAGCUAUGCAAUGGCACAGAGAGCGCGAGCAACGAAAUAACUCUGGGUUAGCAGCAAUUUUCUUUAAUCAGAUAUCUAAGACUUUUAGUCUAGUGAAGCGCUAGACUCAAUUUUUAAGUACAAUUAAAGUAAAUCAAUUGGUGGUUUAAUACUAUUUGUCCAUCUCGCAUUCAUUUAUUAUUAAUCAUUUGCUCUGGAGUCAUUAGCUUAGAAAUGAAUCAGUCCUAUUUAGCUGCUCCAUGUGACUGGUAAUAAAUUAUCGGUAAAUAACACAUCUAUGGUAAAGUUCUCUGUAAUGAUACAAUAUAUUUUUACGAAGUGAAAAGGCAUAUUUCAAUUUUUAUUGUUUAUAUGAUUAUACCUGCUACUUUAUGUGGUUCACACUUAUUUAGUUUGGGUAAUAUUUUUUACAAUAUUAAAAACAUAUUUAUUCAAAAUGUAUUAAUAUUUUCCUCCAAAUAAUUAUCUUUUUUUUGGUAAUACGAUAUCUAUAAUAUAUCAACUUUUUUGUGUGUUGUCUACGGCUAAAAUAUUGUUUAUUUUUUGUUUUGUUUUUUGAUCGUUUCUAUAUGUUAUAUUCCACCGUCUUAGAAAGGAAAGAAAAAUUUGCAAAGCUUAGUAGUUGAGUCCCAGAAAAUGUGUGCUAUAAAGUUUGUCUGUAGUCAUGUUUGCAAAAUCGAUUAUAUUGCCUGUACUAGUACAUCAAAUCAAAUAUUGAAUUUUUCUUUCUUGGGCCACUCCUUGGGGUUAUUUGCUAUUGAUAUGCCGGUUGUGCUUCAUUAAUGAAUAUUUCCUAAUUUGGCCAGAUGGACAAAAUAUAGAUACAAACCAAACAAAUGCUGAAAAUUUGUAUGAUCGCUCACUAGCUAUAGAAAAUUUGAAAUGAAUCCGUUUGAAUAUGUAGUUUUCUAUUCCAAACCUAAAUUUUCUAUAUAUUGUGAUUGUAUCAGAUUUCCAAUUUAUCAAAGCCAGAUUGUGGUCAAACAGAAAUAGCAUUCAAGUGAGAUACAAAUCUAUAGUGAUGUCAUCGUGCUGAAUUUGUCAUUUAAACUUUUGUUUUCAGUUUCUGAAGUAUUGGUAAACAGUAAACACCUUUUAGAAAACACUUCACUUUUCAUCAAGUGAUGUCCUAUUUGAAAACUAAUAUCGAAUUUUGCUAUUGAUCAAAUGAAUGAAUUAUAGAUUUGCAAUAGGGUAUCAUAAUUUCUGGUCAUUCGUUUGUGAUUAUGGCUGACUAUAUUACAGGAUUAUAAUAUAAUUGAUCACAUAAUAUUAUCAUUAAGCCCUGAAGGCCUAGUAUUUUUAAUCAGAGUUGGGUAAACGAUAAUGCACUCUUUUGAUCAAUCUAUUGUAAUCUGUCUGUUUGUUAAAUAAUAAGGUGCAUUUGAAAUGAUUGAUUUUAAGUAGCAUAUAAUUAAAAUGACAUAUUUUCAACAAUCCUUAUUCAAUGUUCAUCAUCAUAGGUGCGACAUGUAAUUUGUCAUUUGCUUUUGAUGUUAGAUUUAACAUACCGGUAAGUCACUUCAUUGCUGUAUGCAUUGAUGGUAAUAAGAGCUUUGUAAAUUCAGAUUACCACUCAAUCGCAUAGUUGCUUGAGAAUUGCUAUAUAUCAUAAUAUGAUAAGGAUUCCAUGAGUAGAAACUAGAAAUUAUUGCAUUCUUUGAGCUAAUGUCUUAAAAACUGACUUUGCACACUCCCAGGUAAUGAUAUAACUCUUACAAUAAGUGAAAAAGGAUAUUCUGUAAUAAUAAAAACUAAGCGAGAAUUUCAAGACAAAAAAGUGAAUGUCAAAAUUUGAAAAAAAAAAUUAUUUGAAAAAAUUACAAAAAAAAGAUGCUCUUCAAUCAGUUUGAAGCGAUAUUCAUGAAAGUAUUUCAAAAAAAAAGUUUCUAAGGAGUUCAAAACUAAAAAAUAUAUGUUUUUCUCAAAACAGUCCUUCAUCCCUCCGACUUCCAGUUCGGUUGAAACGCUCAAAAACACAAUUAAAAAAAAUUUUGACCUCUUCAGUGGGAUAUCUGGAAUAGGUAUUUCAAUCUUUUUUCACACUUUUGAGGUUUGUGGUUAUUGCAAGCAAUGAUGAUUUCAUGUUGAGUUGAAAGAUUCAUAUGUUAAAAUUGAUUUGGUAUUCUACAAUACAAUUAAUAUCAAUUAGGACUACAAAUUCUUAUGUGUUUGAAAUUGAAAUAUUAGUCAGAUUAUACUUUGGUAAAUUUCAGAAGUACAAUAAUUCAAUUAAUCGUUUUUACUCAGUUGAAUUAAUACUCUUUAAAACAACUUUUGGGAUGUUUUUCUUAAUAUUCUAUAUAUCAAAUUUUAAUUGAAUUCCCAAUUCGAAUGACAUUUUAAGAAAAAUAACUUCACCGUAAUUAUAUUGGAGCCAUAUAGUUUGAGUAAACUUGUGAAUUUCAUGAUCAUUUUUAUUCGAAAAUCCUGUUACAAACUGAGCCUAAUCCCAGACAUUCAAACUUAUGUGAAUGUUUUGUUUGAGAAAGUUGCCUUUGUAUAUUGAGAAUGAGGAACUAUAACAUUCCAUCGAAGUGGGUGUGUGAGAUUCUUAUGUAAGAAUCAAACAUACCAAUGCAGCAUUGUUGUUUAUUGUUCAACAAACAUAUUAAUAAUUAAUCUCUUAUGGUAACUGUAUAUUAAAGUAUGAAGUUAUAAUAUAUUAUAGCUGAGAAUGUCUUAUUCUAAUAUUAAAUCUGAUGUUUACUGAACUUUACUCAGCUAAGCCACUGCACAGCAGAAUCAGUUUCUCAAAUUUGUCAUAUUCAAUUGCAAAUUUUUCAUUAUAAAAUUUGACACAAAUAUUAUUUUGCGAACUGCAGACAAAUUUUAACUAAAAAUAAUAGAGAUAAAUAAUUCAAGGUUUGUUCGAAAAGCAUAACUUGCCCGUUAUCUUACCAUGGCUUUCUUUACGCUAAUUCAUGAGUUUAAUAAUCAAACCGAAUUGACUGCACCAGGUAUGGCCCAAACUGAAUAAAUGAAAUAUACCUAGAAUAGAACCAGUUUGAAUGUAAUUGAACUGUUAGAUAUUCCCACAUUUCGUAUUGAUUCCCCAAACUAUAAAUAAAUUGAGAAAAACUAACAUAUCAUUGAGCUAUAUUGAUUUGAAAUUUUGGUGAUAAUCAUUUGACCAAUGAUUUGAUUUUUCAAAUUUGAAUAUUUUUGUUUUUAGUGGAACGGAAUGUUCAUGUAUUUUCACUUAACAUAUGAGUGUGAUACGUUUAUAUGAACAGUUUUAUUUUCAUUGUGAUAACUUGAUUAUACAAUUAACAAUGAUAAUAAUCAGCAUUAAUAUGUUGAUUGUAGAAACAAACUUAUCACACCUUUGUAAUAUUUUUGUUAUUGUGAUGAUCAAGUUUUUGUUAACAUUGGCUUAUUCAUUGGUUAAGAAUGUCUGGCUUAUUAUUUGGCAACCACCUCAACUCUCCCCUAUGGAAUUUUGUAGGGGUGUUAGGAAUAGUCCUCAACUGACCAAAUCCAGCCCACGCUGUCUAAUUUGUUACUUGAGUUUCAGUUGAUUUUAGGAGCCCAUUCUAGCUGGCGCUCAAUAUAAAUAACAACUUUCCUAACGUAUGCAUUGCACACUUUUUGAAUGAACACUCCUAAUGACUGACAAAUUCUCUGAAAUAUGAUUCAGCAAGCACUCUCUGGCCGAUCUAAUAAUGUCUUUAAAAUUAAAUUGUCCCACCUAUUUUAGGAGACCACAUAUCCAAGGUUUUGUCAUAUAGUGCUUCAGGUGUAUCAAUUUACAUGAUACACCAGGAUUUGGGGAUUUAUUUUAUGUUUUAAUUCUUUGUAAUGGCCGUUUGAAGCAUAUCUGAGGUAACGGUAUAUUGAUCUCAAUAUUUCUUAAUAUUGUGGUUCAUAGAGAUGUGCAAUAAGUUAAUCAAUAGCUUGUUAUCAAUAUUAUCCCGUUUCAUGCUUCUGUAGUUUGACUAUCCUGAAUAAAAACAUGAGCUAAGCAAUUUUGGGGCAGAAUAUACAAGUUCGCGUUAUUGCCAUGA